AUGGCUGGCCUUGAGGACAACACUCUGAGGAUGGUUCUGGUGGGGAAAACCGGAAGUGGGAAAAGUGCAACAGGAAACAGCAUCCUUGGCAGAGAAGCAUUUACUUCUAAAAUUGCUGCUCAGGCUGUUACCAAGAAAUGUCAAAGAGUAAUCGAAAACUGGAAGGGGAGGAAACUUUUUGUCGUGGACACCCCGGGGCUCUUUGACACCAAGGAGACCCUGAAGACUACCUGUAAGCGUAUCACUGAGUGUGCCCUCUUGUCCUACCCUGGGCCCCACGCUAUCAUCCUAGUUCUACAACUGGGCCGCUACACUGCAGAGGAGCAGAAAACGGUUGCAUUGAUCAAGAACCUCUUUGGGGAGAAAGCCAUGAAGCACAUGAUCAUCUUGUUCACUCGCAAAGAUGAAUUGGGUGAUCAGACACUGCAUGAGUUUAUAGAAGCAUCAGGGGUAAACCUGCAAAGCAUGAUCAAGGAGUGUGGGAACCACUGCUGUGCCUUCAAUAACAGGUCACGUGAUGAGGCUGAGAAGGAAGCUCAACUGCAGGAGCUGGUGAAGCUGAUAGAAGAAGUGGUACAGGAGAAUGGAGGGGCUCACUUUUCUGAUGCCAUCUACCAGAAUAUAGGGGAAAAGUUGCAAUGUCAGGAAAAGGCCUUAAAGGAAAUCUAUGCUGAUCAAUUACAGAAGGAAAUUAAACUACUUGAAGAGCAACUUGCUAAGGGGAAAAUAUCAGAGCAAGAAAGGAUGGAGAAGAAAAAAAGUAGAAUGGAGUACUAUAAUGAAAGCAUUGAAAAUAUUAGGGAAGAAGCUGAAAGAAAUAUAUUUAAAGAUAGUGUUAAUUGGAUCUGGAAUUCAUAUUCAAAAGUAUGGAAUCUGUUUUGA
This is a messenger RNA of Pipistrellus nathusii (Nathusius's pipistrelle), 882 nucleotides long. NCBI's taxonomy places the organism in Eukaryota, Metazoa, Chordata, Mammalia, Chiroptera, Vespertilionidae. The record is from the annotation of a GenBank genome assembly.